AUGGCCGCCAAACAAAUCAGAGAUAUCCAAACAACCUUCCACGAUGAAGAAAACAACCUUCUUUUUGAGAAGAAUGUCAGCAUUCCCAUUCCUGAUUCCGAGUAUCCUGUCCGAUGCAACAUCUAUCGACCGUUGAAUUCCUUGGCCACGGCAAAGCCCGCCCUCCCGGUGAUUAUGACCUACGGACCGUAUGGAAAAGAUAUCGAAUAUAGCAAAUUUCAUCCCCAAUCGUUCUCAGAGAUAGAUCCAGAACAGAGAUCCAAAUAUUCCGCAUGGGAAACGCCCGAUCCCGUCUUCUGGACCUCACACGGCUUUGCAGUUGUGCGUUGCGACGAACGGGGAUUCGGACAGUCUCCUGGUUUUCUUGAUUCCAUGUCCAAGGAUACGGCCGCCGCUUUUUGCCAUGCUAUUGAGUGGGCAGCCCAGCAGCCGUGGUCCAACGGUAGGGUUGGCCUCCUUGGAGUCAGUUACUUUGCUGGUACUCAAUGGCGUGCCGCGGCUGCGCAACCGCGCGGACUCUCUUGCAUCCUUCCCUGGGAGGGUAUGUCCGACUACUAUAGAGAUCGCUGCCGCCAUGGUGGGAUCCUUUCCGACGCAUUCAUCAGAUUUUGGUGGGAUCGUCAAGUCAUCACAAACCAGUAUGGGCGGCCAGGUCGGGCAGCAGCUGGGCGAGGGGAUGAUACAAUCGAGGGGGAUCUGUCAGAGGAAGACCGUCAGAGAAAUCGACGGGACCAGAACUUCGACAACGAAGUGCAUCGUUUCCGAGACCAAGAUUAUUACAGAAGUCGCGACUUCAAAUUGGAAGACAUCCGGGUCCCCUUACUAUCGGUGGCCAAUUUGGGCAAUACCGGCCUGCACCUACGUGGAAACGUUCUGGGAUACAUGUUCUCCAGCUCGAAGUUCAAGCAUCUACGAUUUUUAGCCGGGAGACAUGAUUUGCCAUUCUAUUAUAAAGACGAGGUGAAGCUUCAGCUGAGCUUCCUGGAUGCGUGGCUUAAGGACCAAGACCGGGUUGGCUGGACUGUUCCUGGAAAAGUAGCACCUGUCAGUGUUCUUCUGCGUAAAGGAAAUGCUGGGUAUAACAGCCCGGAUGGCGAGAAGUGUUUCCAGCGUCGGGAUGAACAGGAAUGGCCGAUUGCCCGUACGGAGUAUGUGCGAUACUAUCUGAACCCUCAACAUGAGCUCACGAAUGACGAAAACGUAACGAAGCUUCCGGAAUCGAAGAUCACUUACAAGGCACUGGGAUCACUUGAUGAACCGCAAUUUGUAACGUUCUCUGCUGUAUUUACCAAGGAAACAGAAAUCACUGGGCACAUUGUGGCGCAUCUGAACGUCUCCGUGGACCACACGGCAGAGCAACAGCAGUCCGGCCCAGUGGCGGAGGCAGACCUGGAUCUGUUCUUGACUCUACGGCAUCUAGACUCCCAAGGACAGGAAAUCUUGUACACAGGUGCAGUUGGUGAUCCCGUAUCUCUCACCAAGGGCUGGCUACGCUGUAGCUUGCGGAAAGUCGACGACAAACAUCCUCAACAUCACAGCUAUUUGCCCUAUCGCCAAUACUUCUCUACUGACGAAGAGCUUCUUACAACCAGUAUUGUCUACGCGGUCGAUGUCGAGAUCUGGCCCACUAACGUCGUGAUGGACGAGGGCGACACCUUGGUUCUAGAGAUUGCAUCUGGCGACACGCUAGGCAGCGGCUUGUUUAGACAUGAAAGUAAAAUAGACAGGGAUCCAGCGCGGUUUGGUGGAUGGAACAACAUUCAUUUUGGCGGAGGGAAAUCGAAUUACAUUGAACUACCCAUCAUACCUCAGAAAUUCUAG
Molecule: messenger RNA, 1821 nt
Organism: Trichoderma aggressivum f. europaeum
Lineage: Eukaryota; Fungi; Ascomycota; Sordariomycetes; Hypocreales; Hypocreaceae
Exons: 1
Coding region: 1-1821 (606 amino acids)
Molecular function (GO): dipeptidyl-peptidase activity
Source: RefSeq, a predicted model, not a curated record